AUGCCGCGCACCGGCGCCAUACUGCUGGUGCUAACGGCGACGAUGCUGGCCCAGCAUUGCGCUAAUUCCUCCUACAUUGAUCCUGGUGACGAUGACAUCGAAGUGAGCGGCCCGGAUUAUGUAGACGACCCUAAUGACCUGCAAGUAAUUCAAGAUGUUGGCAAACGUUCGUCGCUGAUCUACGUUUUCAGGCGUGCGUGUAUCCGUCGCGGUGGGAACUGCGACCAUCGACCUGGUGACUGCUGCCACUCUUCCUCCUGUCGCUGCAAUCUGUGGGGCUCCAACUGCCGCUGUCAGCGUAUGGGCCUCUUCCAGAAGUGGGGCUAG
Pieris macdunnoughi is the source of this 327-nucleotide messenger RNA. Lineage: Eukaryota; Metazoa; Arthropoda; Insecta; Lepidoptera; Pieridae. The record is from the annotation of a GenBank genome assembly.